Molecule: messenger RNA, 969 nt
Organism: Microstroma glucosiphilum
Lineage: Eukaryota; Fungi; Basidiomycota; Exobasidiomycetes; Microstromatales; Microstromataceae
Product: acyl-CoA N-acyltransferase
Exons: 2
Coding region: 1-969 (322 amino acids)
Molecular function (GO): protein N-terminal-serine acetyltransferase activity; protein-N-terminal-alanine acetyltransferase activity
Source: RefSeq, a predicted model, not a curated record
AUGGACCCAAACUUUCCCACCGACGCCGACUAUGCCUCCUGGGGUCAGCGUACCGGGCCCGAGGUAGACCCCACGCCAGCCGCCAUGCCCCGCCCCAAGGUGCUUCGCGGACGCUUCGUCGAGCUUCGCUCCCCCACCGACGAGGAUCUGGAGGACUGGUGGAGGGCUUUUGGACAGAGCAGGGAGACGGAUAGCUACUGGAGCUACAUGCUCAAUGGACCUUACAAGGGCCUGCCUUUCCCGACUGGUGAUGCGCAGGGAGAAGCCUCAGCCUCACUGAAUGGGGAGGAAGGAGCGGCACAGAGGGAAGCUCGAGCAAAGGCCACCUUCAUGAAAGACUGCAUCUCCAAGCGAGACGAUCCAACGUAUUGCUACUAUGCCAUUGUCUCUCUUAAUGCUGGAGCUGCCUCGACUUCGGAGCCAAGAUUGAGCGGGAGAGCACAAGGUGUCUUCUGCCUCUUUAACUCCAAUCUACCCAACAGGACCACCGAGCUAGGACACGUUAUGCUUGCGCCCUCCAUUCGUGGUACACGCGCAGCGACAGAGGCCUUCUUCCUCCUGAUGCAAAGGGCGUUUGAAGGAGAUACUGAGGAGGGCGAGGAGAAGGGCGAGGGAAGGGCUAUUAGUGUGGGCGGACAGAGGAGGUUGACUACAUUCAGAAGAUUGGAGUGGAAGUGUAAUGAACUCAAUGGGCCGUCGCAGUCGGCCGCUCGCAGGCUAGGCUUCACCUACGAAGGGAUCUUCCGGCAGCACAUGAUCAACAAGGCUCGUUCUCGCGAUACUGCCUGGUUCUCCAUCAUCGAUUCCGAAUGGCCCCUCUUGCGGCAAGCCUUUCAACUCUGGCUCGCUGAAGACAACUUUUACCCUGCAGAGGAAGGAAGCAACACACAGGGAAGGGAGAGGCAAAAAGUUGGAUUGAGAGAGAUUAGAGAAAAGUUGGUGGAGCAGACGGGCAGUGUGAUGAAGUAA